GCAUAUACAGAGAGAGAGAUCCACGGUUAGCACCUGAGGAAGGCGCCACAGCUAGGUAGGGCCUAUAUUCUUCCCGCCAAAUGCGAAGAGAAAAGCUAUGGCCGUUAAAUUCAAACUCACCAAGUCCACACUCUGCUUAUCUUCACAAUCUCUCGAAAAAUUCAUCAAAACCCAGAAAAACCUCUCCAAACCCCCACCUACACUCUGGUCAGAUCGCCACGACGAUGAAAUCACAACACUCACUGACCCAUACAAUCUCGGAGUGCGCAUGUUAACGCUGAACCACCCCGUCCUGCGCACUUUAGAAUCCUCCAGUGUUUCCUUGAAACAAUUCAACCAAAUCCACACCCAACUCAUCGUCUCCAACCUCUUUCAACACCCUCUUGCCUCGAGCCGUGUGGUGAAGAAACUCUGUUCUUCGCCAUCGACGGUUUCUCAUGCGAUUGCUCUGUUUGAUCGAUUGGAAGAGCCUGAUGCAUUCGUAUGUAACACCAUUGUUAGAAGUUUGGUGAAUUCGAGUGACCCACAUGGGGCUUUCGCUUUCUAUUGUCAUCAAAUGGUUGGGAGAUUUGUCUUGCCGAACCAUUACACAUUUCCGAUUUUGGCCAAGGUUUGUGCGGAGAUUGGGUCGGUUCGAGAAGGGGAAAAGAUUCAUGCGCGGAUUGUGAAAUUUGGGUUUGAGUUGGAUUUGUUUGUUCGGAAUGCGUUGAUUCAUAUGUACUCUGUGUUUGGAAGAAUUAGUGAUGCACGGAAGGUGUUUGAUUUGAGUUCCGAGUCGGAUUUGGUGACUUGGAAUUCGAUGAUUGAUGGGUAUGUGAAGAACGGGGAAGUGGGUGUUGCACGUGGGGUUUUUGAUGAAAUGCCUGAGAGAGAUGCUUUUAGUUGGAAUUCUAUGAUUGCGGGUUAUGUGGCAGUUGGGGAUAUGGGGGAGGCAAAAGAGUUGUUUGAGAAGAUGCCUUUUAGAGAUGUUGUCUCUUGGAAUUCUUUGAUUGAUGGGUAUGCUAGGAUUGGAAAUUUUUCAGCUGCUCGACAGUAUUUUGAUCAGAUGCCCUUUAGAAAUGUAGUUUCUUGGAAUACCAUGUUGGCUCUUUAUGCGCGGUCCAAGGAUUACAGUAAGUGUUUGAGGUUGUUUGAUAGGAUGAUGGAAGGAGGAGAUGCUAAGCUGAAUGAGGCUACUCUUGUUAGUGUCCUGACUGCUUGUGCACACUUAGGGAGGCUUGACAGAGGUAAAUGGGUUCAUAAUUACAUUAAAAACAAUAGGAAGAUUGAACCUGAUGUGUUACUUUCAACUGCUCUCUUGACAAUGUAUGCAAAAUGUGGGGUUAUGGAUUUGGCCAGAGAUGUCUUCGAUGAUAUGCCCAACAAAAAUGUUGUGUCAUGGAAUUCUAUGAUUAUGGGCUACGGGAUGCUUGGGCAUGGAGAGAAGGCUCUUGAAAUGUUCAUGGAGAUGGAGAAGAGAGGACUCAUGCCAAAUGAUGCCACUUUUAUUUGCAUUUUAAGUGUGUGCGCUCAUGCAGGAAUGGUUUUAGAGGGUUGGUGGUACUUUGACUUGAUGUGUCGUGUUUACAUGAUUGAGCCGAAGGUUGAGCACUAUGGUUGCAUGGUUGAUCUUCUUGGCCGGGCUGGUUUGAUGAAGGAUUCUGAAGAGCUUAUCAAGAAGAUGCCCAUGGACGCUGGACCUGCUCUAUGGGGAGCUUUACUUUCGGCUUGUAGGAGCCACUCAAAUCUUGAGCUUGGAGAGAUCGUGGCCAAGCGGCUAAUCGAGUUGAAACCGGGGGAUAUUGGUCCAUAUGUGUUGUUAUCAAACAUAUAUGCCGCAGAAGGAAGAUGGGAUGAAGUAGAAAAUGUGAGAAAGAUGAUGACGAACAGGGGCUUACAAAAGGUGGUUGGGUCUAGCUUGAUUGAGUUAGGAGAUUUCCGUGGUGAAUUUUGUCAGGGAAGUGAUUCAGACCAUAAGAGGAGCAUGUUGUACUCAAUGUUGAGUGAGAUGGGUGCUCAAAUGAAAUUGUUAUGAUGGGUUAGAGAAAGUUUGAUAUUAGCAAGUCCUAGACUCUUGGAAAAAGUUGAUUAAGACUGGUUAUUUAAGUUAAAAUUUUCAGAUAGUGAGUAUUGGAGAGAAAAUUCUAGCAGGUUGAUGACUUUGAAUAAAUGGCCUGUCAAGGUGGAAAAAAAUAUAGUUUCAAGGCAGUGAAAGAAUACUCUAUAUGGCAAUCAUGGUUGGUUUGAUUAUUGGAUUCAUGAAAACAAGGCAAUCUUGGCUGUUGUCGGAAAUAACUUGUUGGCAUAUCUUUCUUCAAUUCUUGAAAACUCCAGGAGACUCUCAAGGAUAUUUGUCAUGUUGUAGAUUCUUACUCUUGUGUUCAUGAAAAUCAUGAUUACUAUAUAUAAAGGAUUUUUUUUCUCCUUUUUUUUUUUAAAAAAAAAAGAAAAAAAGAAAAAAGAAACCUCUAUUAAGUAUGUCUUCAUGUGUAUCUACAUUUACAUGUUGCUGGAACAUCCCAAACUUGACUGUGUCUGUUGGAAACUUGAACUCAAAGAUUUUAAUCAAACAAAAUCCUCGACAUACAGCGAUUGAUGUGUUGAGUCCUCAGGUUUAGUUAGUACUUUGGUAAGGUCCAACAUACUUUAGCCAUGAAUUAAUAAUUUGAAUGUGCAACAGUUCAACUGAUUUCUUUUAGAUCUAUCAAGGUUUCACAAUACUGGUGAGGGGCCUAAGAGAUGGACAUGAAUCGGUUUCCAUCAAUAUCUAUCACUCAUUCUAACUAAAUAUUUUGAACAAAAAAAGAAACAGUUUUAGUUUAGUAUAGCUUGUUACAUGUUUUUUUUUUAAUUAUAAAUUAAAAUUCAAAAGUAUUAAAUAAGACUAGUCAUGUUUUUGAUGGAAUAAAUGUAUGACACACACACACACA
This is a messenger RNA of Camellia sinensis, 2909 nucleotides long. RefSeq names its product pentatricopeptide repeat-containing protein At4g18840. Lineage: Eukaryota; Viridiplantae; Streptophyta; Magnoliopsida; Ericales; Theaceae. Gene Ontology annotation, molecular function: protein binding; RNA binding. The record is from RefSeq and is a predicted model, not a curated record. Gene Ontology annotation, biological process: RNA modification.